AGCCAAUCGCAACGCAGGAUCGCAGCUUCAGACACACUGCGCAUGCGUUACACCCCCGACCCGUGACCAAGCCUCCUUCUACAGGCCGUGCUCCAAACCGGAAGUGAGCUAAAGAAGUCAAGAUGGGGUCUCGUUUGAAGGUCCUGAGCACGUUUAAAGCGCUCCACAGGACCCGGAUGGCUGUAUUCAAAGAGGAUGACAGAGCACUGACAGCUGCAAGAUUAAAGAUCAACGAGGAGUUCCGGAAAAACAAAAAUGAAACGUCAGAAGAAAACAUUGAGAAGAUGAUCAAAAUGGGCUCAAGUGUGGAAGCUGUUCUUCGAGAGGCUACGAUGCAAAUGGAACAUGUUGGAGAUAAGACACUCCUGCUUCGACCCAGAGAGAGUCUUCUACUAGAAAACGUACCCUAUUGUGACCAGCCCAGGAAAAAGUCAUGACAGACCAUCUGAUUACAUCUUUUUCAUCGAAAAAAGAGACUCACUGUCAUCCAUUACUACUUGCCUGCAUUUUAAAGGAUUUAAACCAAAACAACAUUUCAAGUUAAUCAAAAUCUCCUGGAUGGAGAACAUGUUAAACAUCAUCGCUGCAUGGGGAAAUGCCUUGUUUGGAUUCACUGAAGAUCUCCGCUGUUCUGCUUUCAGAAAUCUUUGCUAUGAACUGGAUGCCGUAAUUUAUGUACAGUAGUUUGUCAAAUGUAAUUUAAAUGUGUUUUCAUUUCAUUUGGGAGUUUUCUGCCUAUUUUUCAGUAUCUUUUGAUUCAACAGAACUGGGGAAAAUGUUACUUCGCUGCUACUGAGAAAAAAAAAUUAUUAAAGAGGAGUAUUCUUA
Molecule: messenger RNA, 828 nt
Organism: Sebastes umbrosus (honeycomb rockfish)
Lineage: Eukaryota; Metazoa; Chordata; Actinopteri; Perciformes; Sebastidae
Gene: lyrm7
Product: LYR motif containing 7
Exons: 5
Coding region: 123-437 (104 amino acids)
Biological process (GO): mitochondrial respiratory chain complex III assembly
Source: RefSeq, a predicted model, not a curated record